AGCGGCUCCAUCUCCACCCCGAACCCAGGGUUGAGUGCCCCACUGACGUCAGGAGGCCUUACUUCAUUUCCUGGCACAGGGACCGUAUUUUCAUAGCCGUGUCCUGUGGCAGAGAGGAGGAGAGGCGGUGGAACUGGAAUAGGCGUGCUCAGCCACACCUCCGCAGCCCUCCAGCAGUUAAAGCUCCCAAGGAGGGACAGCGUGGGGCUGCUGCUCGGCCGGGGUCACAGAACUGGAGGUGACUGUGUUACUGGUGCACUGGGAACUUGCCUCUUCCAGCUGAAGGGCCCCUCUUGCCUUCUCUGGGCAGGAUCCAGCAAGCUUUGGGGAAACAUUUUACUGGGAGUUUGUUCAAGGAGUCAGAAGGAUGACAACUCCACCUCCCCGAGGCUGUGGCAGCAUUAAGAAUGACUAUUACUUUCUCUGUGACAUGGAGAAGGCUUGGGGGAUUGUCCUGGAGUCACUGGCUGCAGCCGGCAUCCUCAUCACCAUUUUCCUCAUCUGCUCCCUUUUCUUUCUCAUCUGUAAAGUCCAAGACAACAGCAAGCGACACAUGAUCUCCAUCUAUUUCUUCUUUCUCUUGGGCACACUUGGCAUUUUUGGUCUCACUUUUGCCUUCAUCAUUAAACUCAAUGAAGAGACUGGCCCCACUCGCUUUUUCCUCUUUGGAGUCAUCUUUGCUCUCUGCUUCUCAUGCCUCCUCACCCAGGCCUGCAACCUCAACAGACUAGUGAGAGGAAGAAAACCCUUCUCCUGGCUGGUGUUGCUGCUCCUCAUUGUUUCCUUUUUCCUAGUACAAGUUGUGAUCAGCAUCGAGUACAUAGUCACCACGCUAAUCAAUCAGCAAAAAAAAUUUAUGACUAUGACAGCAGAGGAAACCAAAAAGGAUUUUGUUAUGCUUGUGAUCUAUGUGCUCUUCUUGAUGGCUCUGACAUUCUUGGUUUCCAUAUUCACAUUCCAUGGGUCCUACAAAAACUGGAAGAGGCAUGGGGCACACAUCUUUGUCACUGUUCUGUUCUCCAUUGCCAUCUGGGUAGUGUGGAUCACUAUGCUCACAAAAGGCAACACGGUUUUAAACCAACCUAGCUGGGAUGACCCUGUUGUGGCCAUUGCUCUUGUGUCCAAUGGAUGGAUCUUCCUCAUAAUGUAUAUCAUCCCUGAAAUUUGUUUCCUCACUGCCCCUCUGAAGCUGGAAGACUACCCUCCAGAAAAUGACUUCUGCCAACCCAAGUUCAUAAAGCAGACAACUGGAAUGGAAAACCGUGCCUACACUCAAGAUGAAAUAGUGCAAGGAGACACAGGAGACCACAGUUACUCCCCAUACUCUUCUCACCUUCAGAUGAAGACAAUCGAACCCCAAAGUGAUUUCUCCAUCCCUCGACCCAAGACCCGGACAAGCCCAUACCAUGACUACACUGGUGGGAAAAGCCCCAUGUAGCAGGUCUGCAGGGAGCCAAGAGACUAAGAGCCUGUCAGCAGAGACAGGUGGAAUGGGCCAUGUAGUGACAAGUGAGUUGAUCCUGCAGAAGUCAGCGAGUCAAUCCACUCUAGCAAAAAGAGGAAAGAGGUCCUCUUUUCCCCACACAGGCACUC
Calypte anna (Anna's hummingbird) is the source of this 1593-nucleotide messenger RNA. RefSeq names its product retinoic acid-induced protein 3. Gene Ontology annotation, cellular component: signaling receptor complex; extracellular exosome; plasma membrane. The record is from RefSeq and is a predicted model, not a curated record. Bases 368 to 1438 code for a protein of 356 amino acids. Gene Ontology annotation, molecular function: protein kinase activator activity; G protein-coupled receptor activity. The transcript is spliced from 4 exons. Gene Ontology annotation, biological process: G protein-coupled receptor signaling pathway. Lineage: Eukaryota; Metazoa; Chordata; Aves; Apodiformes; Trochilidae.